AUGAAUUUGCUGGACAAGAUUAAGAUGAAAAAGAAGGAACCUGACAAAGCACCAGAAAUGCCAGUCUACUGGAUCGAAAUCUCUGAUUCUGCCUCCCGUCACUUCCAGUUUGAACCCGACGGUCAACUAUCUGUGAAGGUUGUUAAUGAUGCUAGACCGAUUUAUCAUAGAGUGGUUGAAUCUUUCUUGAACAAGUUUUUUCCAUCAGGAUAUCCAUACAGUGUGAAUGAGGGAUAUCUUAGAUACACGCAGUUUCGUGCCAUGCAACACUUCUCCAGUGCUGCAUUAUCUGUGCUAUCCACUCAGUCGCUACUAUUUGCUGCAGGCUUGCGACCUACACCUGCACAAGCAACUGCAGUGAGUUGGAUACUGAAGGAUGGGAUGCAACAUGUAGGAAAGCUAAUAUGUAGCAAUUUGGGUGCUAGAAUGGACUCAGAACCGAAACGUUGGAGAAUCCUAGCUGAUGUGCUUUAUGAUUUGGGCACUGGCUUAGAAGUUCUUUCUCCUCUAUGUCCACAUCUUUUUCUUGAGGUGGCUGGCCUUGGUAAUUUUGCAAAGGGGAUGGCAGUAGUUGCAGCAAGGGCAACAAGGUUGCCGAUAUAUUCUUCAUUUGCCAAAGAAGGCAAUCUAAGUGACCUAUUUGCAAAAGGGGAGGCCAUCUCAACACUUUUCAAUGUUCUUGGACUAGGAGUAGGAAUUCAGCUAGCAUCCACUGUCUGCUCAUCAAUGCAGGGGAAGUUGAUUGUUGGGCCUCUUCUUUCUAUUGCACAUGUUUGUUGUGUUGUUGAAGAAAUGCGAGCUACCCCUGUUAAUACAUUGAAUCCGCAGAGGACAGCAAUGGUUGUGGCUGAUUUUGUCAAGACAGGGAAAAUAUCAAGCCCUGCUGAUCUUAGAUACCGUGAAAAUCUCUUAUUUCCGGGAAGACUUGUAGAAGAUGCUGGCAAUGUAAAAGUUGGACAGGCUUUGCACAGAGUGGUGAAGCCUUCAAAACUUCGUGAAUCGAAAGAAAUAUUUCCUGAGGAGAAGUUUAUUCUAAGUCCUGGGAGUAAAUGGAAUGGUUUGGUAUUGGAGCAAAAUGCUACUGGUGAAGAUGCACUGAGGGGAUGGCUGGUUGCUGCAUACGCCUCAAGCAUGGAGAAGUCUUCUCACGAGCCUACUGCUAGCAUCUUGCAAGACGCUUAUGAAAAGAUGAAUAGCGUAUUCGAUCCAUUUGUAUCUGAGCUGCAGGCCAAAGGGUGGCAUACUGAUCGCUUUCUUGACGGAACAGGAAGCCGGUUUUCAUGGUAG
Molecule: messenger RNA, 1287 nt
Organism: Dovyalis caffra
Lineage: Eukaryota; Viridiplantae; Streptophyta; Magnoliopsida; Malpighiales; Salicaceae
Source: the annotation of a GenBank genome assembly